UUAGAACAACAGCCACUUUUGUGGGAGCCCAAGAACAACAGCUUUUAAAACUGAGGGUAAAUAUUCAGGCUUCAUUAGGAUCCUGAAUACAAGCCAGCUGAUAAAAUAUGGGGUCUACUCAGAAGGGCACAGUCUAUCAGACGGUCAAGACAAGUAAAACUGGAUCCAAGGUAGCGGUUUCAGCACAGAGAAGGGCUGAGGUUUCUAUGGGCACAAGCCCUCAGCGGGGACAUGGGUACAUUCUUACCUCAGGCCAGCGAAAUGCUGCAGUCUCCCUGAGCCCUUCCCAGCGAAGAUCAGAAGCUGCACAUCUCACCACUCCCCAUUCGGCAUCAGACUAUCCUCGAUCUUUCUCCCCCAAGUCAGGGCCCAGUGUCUCUGCAGUACCCAUCCCUCGGGGAACUGAGUCGCGUUCAAGAAAGGAAGGAUCCCGCCAUUCCUCUCCUUGUCAAAAGAGCCAGCGGAUGCCAACUUCCCAUUCUGUAAGCAUACAUCAGAAUGUUAGUCCAGUCAGAGAGGAAGCAACACGAAGACAUGGUGAGACCAAGCCAUCAUGUGAGGUCGGCCAUCAUGCCUCAUCAACCCCAGAUGCCAAAUACGUUCGUCGGUUGAAUUUUCUAGACCACAAGUAUAACUUACAAUCACAAAUCUUACAAGAUGACCCGCCUUCCAAGAUCCAGAACCCCCAAGGGGUCAGAGUUCCCCGUAGGAUUUCAGCUUGCCCAAAGGAUGAAGCAGUACAAACUGAGCCCAUCCAAAGGAUUUUGACUACUAGUGAGGUCAGAUCUCCAAGAAGUCCGUCUAGCCCAGAGCAUGGCAGCAGCUGUGUCUAUGAACAUCGGACAGUCCAGAGAAGGAAACCUGGAGAAGAGCCAGAAACAGGUCCUCGCUGCUCAGUUCUUCCAGACUCCAAGGCCUUGUAUAAGAAUACAAACUUGGACUCAUCCCCCAAAUUCUCUAUCCUUAGGGAUUUGGAUAGUAGACACCGAGUUUCUGUGAGACUAGAUCCUGAGAUUCUCCAAAAGCAUUAUGUCUAUUCCGAAACCAAGCCCUCUGCAAAAGUCUUAAGAUCAUCAGAGGUGGAGUCCAACUUGAGGUCCCCAAUCCGAGGAGACAGUGAGGUUGGCCGCAGAGUCACCAUCUCCCCAGGGGGACAGCCAGUACAGUCAACUCACUGUACGACAGCUCAGUCAGCAUCUGGGAGCCCCGGCAGAUCUUCCAUGUUUGUCACUCCAGAGCCCAUCUAUAAACAGCAAAGCCAAAGACCCAGAGAAAGUAUCUAUAUGUCCUCAGGACCCUCACGAAAGCCCUCCAUCCAUGCAGAACUGGAACUGACUCCUCGGCCCUUGCCACCUAGGUCCUUACCUAGGUAUGAACCUGACUCCUCAUGGUGGGACUUACUGAAUCCUGAAGUUGAAACGCCACAAAGCCAGCCAACAACACCUGAUUUUGAGCCUAAGUCCCCUUCUUCCAUAGACGCUUUAUUGUCCCAUUUUAAAACGGACUCAAGCCCUUUCUAUGAGGAUGUCAUGUUCCAGAGAGAGAAGGAAAGCCCACCACCACCAAAGGAUUCUCCAAGUUGGGCACCACUGAGGGAAGUGCCACAGGCCGCCAAGUACACCUGCAAACAACCCAUUCAAAGGUUUAGUGCUUUCUUCCUGGAUGUCUCUGAGGAAAUGUACAAUCGUGUCAUCUGGUGGCUGAAAGAUGAGGAGAUCAAGCGUUUCCUGGAGGACACCACGGAUGAUGGAGAACUGAGCAAGUUUGUGAAGGAUUUCCCAGGAAGCGAGAGCUGCCACACACCGGAGGCUAAAGCCUGGGUGUCCAAGCCCCAAAUCCCGGCGCCAAGGCCCCACACCCCAGACGUCUGUGAUGAUGACCUGGAGUUCAGACCCCCCUCGUGGCCCCAGUCCUCUGACAGCCAGCAGUACUUCUGUGCCCCAGCCCCUCUCAGCCCCUCAGCCCGGCCCCGCAGCCCAUGGGGCAGGCUCGAUCCCUAUGAUUCUUCUGAGGAUGACAAGGAGUAUGUGGGCUUUGCGACCCUACCCAACCAAGUCCACCGAAAGUCUGUGAAGAAAGGCUUUGACUUUACCCUCAUGGUGGCAGGAGAGUCUGGCCUGGGCAAAUCCACUCUUGUCAACAGCCUCUUCCUCACUGACCUGUACCGGGACCGGAAACUGCUAAGUGCUGAAGAGCGGAUUAUGCAAACCGUGGAGAUCACUAAGCAUGCAGUGGACAUAGAAGAGAAGGGCGUGAGGCUGCGGCUCACCAUUGUGGACACACCAGGUUUUGGGGAUGCAGUCAACAACACAGAGUGCUGGAAGCCUGUGGCAGAAUACAUUGACCAGCAGUUUGAGCAGUAUUUUCGAGAUGAGAGUGGCCUGAACCGAAAGAACAUCCAAGACAACAGAGUGCACUGCUGCCUGUACUUCAUCUCACCCUUCGGCCACGGGCUCCGGCCGUUGGAUGUUGAAUUCAUGAAGGCCCUGCAUCAGCGGGUCAACAUCGUGCCUAUCCUGGCUAAGGCAGACACACUAACACCUCCUGAAGUGGACCACAAGAAACGCAAAAUCCGGGAAGAGAUUGAGCACUUUGGAAUCAAGAUCUAUCAGUUCCCAGACUGUGACUCUGAUGAGGACGAGGACUUCAAAUUACAGGACCAAGCCCUAAAGGAAAGCAUUCCAUUUGCAGUAAUCGGCAGCAACACUGUUGUAGAAGCCAGAGGGCGGCGCGUUCGGGGUCGACUCUACCCCUGGGGCAUUGUGGAAGUGGAAAACCCCGGGCACUGCGACUUCGUGAAGCUGAGGACAAUGCUGGUGCGUACCCACAUGCAGGACCUGAAGGAUGUGACACGGGAGACACAUUAUGAGAACUACCGGGCACAGUGCAUCCAGAGCAUGACCCGCCUGGUGGUGAAGGAAAGGAAUCGCAACAAACUGACUCGAGAGAGUGGUACCGACUUCCCCAUCCCUGCUGCCCCACCAGGGACAGAUCCAGAAACUGAGAAGCUUAUCCGAGAGAAAGAUGAAGAGCUGCGGCGGAUGCAGGAGAUGCUACACAGAAUCCAAAGACAGAUGAAGGAGACCCAUUAACUGGCUUUUAGCACUGGAUAUUUAAAUCUCCUCCUCUUCUUCCUGUCCAUGCCGGCCUCUCCCAGCACCAGCUCUGCUCAGGCCCCCGAAGCUACUGCCACUUCGCCUUACAUCCUUGCUGACUCCCCAGAGACUCAGAGGAAAUAAAGUUUAAUAAAUCUAUAGGUGG
Messenger RNA from Lemur catta (Ring-tailed lemur), 3261 nucleotides. RefSeq names its product septin 4 (gene SEPTIN4). Bases 108 to 3092 code for a protein of 994 amino acids. NCBI's taxonomy places the organism in Eukaryota, Metazoa, Chordata, Mammalia, Primates, Lemuridae. Gene Ontology annotation, cellular component: microtubule cytoskeleton; cell division site; septin ring. The record is from RefSeq and is a predicted model, not a curated record. The transcript is spliced from 14 exons. Gene Ontology annotation, biological process: cytoskeleton-dependent cytokinesis; regulation of exocytosis. Gene Ontology annotation, molecular function: GTP binding; molecular adaptor activity; GTPase activity.